UAUGGCAAUCAUCGCCCAACAAUUUUGGGUUUCUUGUGACGGAUCUUCCAAACCCACGUCAAUAACAAAGAAACAAAGUUGUUUCUUUGUUAUUAUCUCCUUUCUUUCUCCAUAUAUCCAUCAAGUAACAGAGAGAGAGGAGGAGGAGAGGAGAAAUGACAGUCAUUGCUGGAGCUGCUUGUUCUUCAACUGUGUUAUUUGGAAGCCGAGAAGGAGGAGCGACUAGGCCUUCUCUUGCUCAGUACAAUGGGCUUAAAGCAGGGGAGAACAUGCAAAUGGGUUCAGGAGGGGCUAGGGCAAGUGGGUUUGUUUCUACUACAGCUCCAAAAUGCAGAACAAUAAGGGCAAUGGCUUCCCCAACUGUCUCUGCACCAAAGAGAGAAAAAGAUCCCAAGAAAAGAGUUGUUAUUACUGGCAUGGGUCUAGUUUCAGUUUUUGGCAAUGACAUUGACACGUUUUACAACAAACUCCUCGAGGGAGAGAGUGGGAUCAGUCUAAUCAAUAGAUUUGAUGCUUCUGAUUUCUCAGUCCGUUUUGGUGGUCAGAUCCAUAAUUUUUCUACCAAAGGUUACAUUGAUGGGAAGAACGAUCGCCGUCUUGAUGAUUGCUGGAGAUACUGCUUGGUUGCUGGCAGAAGAGCCCUAGAGGAUGCCAACCUGGGCACUGAAGUCCUUGAAAAAAUGGACAGGACAAAAAUUGGAGUGUUGGUGGGAACAGGCAUGGGGGGCUUAACAGCUUUUAGCAAUGGAGUUGAAGCUCUUAUACAAAAGGGACACAAGAAGAUAACUCCAUUCUUUAUCCCUUAUUCCAUAACCAAUAUGGGGUCAGCAUUGUUAGCUAUAGACACUGGCUUAAUGGGACCAAAUUACUCCAUUUCAACUGCUUGUGCAACUGCAAACUAUUGCUUCUAUGCAGCUGCUAAUCACAUCAGAAGAGGCGAAGCAGAUAUCAUGGUGGCUGGCGGGACUGAGGCAGCCAUUAUACCUACAGGUGUUGGUGGUUUUAUAGCUUGCCGGGCUUUGUCGCAAAGAAAUGACGAACCCCAGAAAGCUUCAAGACCUUGGGACAAAAGUCGUGAUGGUUUUGUCAUGGGAGAAGGCUCUGGUGUGCUGAUUAUGGAGAGCUUGGAGCAUGCAAUGAAGAGAGGCGCCACCAUAAUCGCUGAGUAUUUGGGUGGAGCCAUUACUUGUGACGCUCAUCAUAUGACUGAUCCUCGAUCAGAUGGUCUUGGAGUUUCCUCUUGCAUUACCAAGAGCUUAGAAGAUGCUAAAGUUUCCCCUGAAGAGGUGAACUACAUUAAUGCACAUGCAACGUCAACAUUGGCAGGGGAUUUAGCAGAGGUCAGUGCAGUCAAGAAGGUCUUCAAGGACACAUCUGAGAUAAAGAUGAAUGGGACUAAGUCGCUGAUUGGACAUGGGCUUGGGGCUGCUGGUGGAUUGGAAGCCAUAGCAACUAUAAAAGCAAUCAACACUGGCUGGCUGCAUCCAACUAUCAACCAAGAGAACUUGGAGCCGGCUGUUACGAUCGAUACUGUUCCCAACGUGAAGAAGAAGCAUGAAGUUAAUGUUGCUAUAUCUAACUCCUUCGGCUUCGGAGGGCACAACUCAGUGGUGGUUUUUGCUCCUUUCACACCCUAAACAACACUCACUCAAGGCAUGCAUGACAUCUUUUUUCUCCUUCAUUUGUUUUUCCCCUUACGAAAAUCAUUGAUUUCGGGCAGCAACAUUGCUUAUUAGACAGGAUGACAGAGAUAAAUUAAUUCUCAGAAUUAUUUUCUUGAAUUUUCUCAUUUACUCUCAUCAGUUUGAUGAGAGCGAAUUCAAUGUUAUCUAAUUACUAAAUAAACAGUUCUCCCAUAAUAAAAGCGUUGCAGUCAAGUCAUUUUGAACCAGAGAAUGUGCUUCUCUACCUAUUUAUCUUU
Messenger RNA from Tripterygium wilfordii, 1921 nucleotides. Its product is annotated as 3-oxoacyl-[acyl-carrier-protein] synthase I, chloroplastic-like. Gene Ontology annotation, biological process: fatty acid biosynthetic process. Lineage: Eukaryota; Viridiplantae; Streptophyta; Magnoliopsida; Celastrales; Celastraceae. The record is from RefSeq and is a predicted model, not a curated record. Bases 156 to 1637 code for a protein of 493 amino acids. Gene Ontology annotation, molecular function: 3-oxoacyl-[acyl-carrier-protein] synthase activity. The transcript has 8 exons.